ACUAUCCUUUCGUUAAUUAGUAAUUAAGCGCCACCAUACCACAUGGCUCCUACGAGAAGCCUUCUGCUUGCUCUCGCAGUCUUCGGGGCUUUGGGCACCGUUGUUGUGUCAGCAUCUCGACUCCUACCCGUCGAGAUGUCGAUGGCUGAGCAGCACGAACGGUGGAUGGCGAAGCACGGGAAAGUGUAUGGUGAUGCGGCAGAGAAAGCGCGACGGUUUGAGAUAUUUAAAGCCAACAUGGAGCUCAUAGAGAGCUUCAAUGCUGGCAACCACAAGUUUCAGCUGGGAGCCAACCGCUUCGCUGAUUUAACGAAUCAGGAAUUCAGAACUUUCUACACCGGCUAUAAGAAGUCCAGCUCGAAUCGCGUCGAGCCUAAGAAUUUCAGGUACGAGAAUAUCACAGCCGCAAACAGCUUAGACUGGAGGACCAAAGGAGCCGUCACUCCCGUCAAGGACCAAGGCCAAUGCGGCGCCUGCUGGGCUUUCUCGUCUGUGGCGGCGACGGAGAGCAUCAACCAAAUAAAGAACGGUAAGUUGGUAUCGCUCUCGGAGCAGGAGCUGGUCGACUGUGAUGUGAACGGGGAAGAUGAAGGAUGCAGCGGCGGCCUCAUGGACGACGCAUUCAAGUUCAUAAUCGAGAACGGCGGCCUAACAACCGAAGCAAACUACCCUUACAAAUCCGCCGACGGCUCCUGCAACACCAAGAAGUCGUCCGCCAGCGCUGUUAAGAUCUCCGGCUUUGAGGAUGUGCCGGCCAACAACGAGGCCGCGCUGCUCAAGGCGGUGACCGCGCAGCCAGUGUCAGUCGCCAUCGACGGCGGUGACUUCAGGUUCCAGAUGUACAGUGGAGGACUGUUCACUGGGCCGUGUGGGACCGAACUUGACCACGGUGUUGCCGCCAUCGGGUACGGCACCGAUACCGACGGCACCAAGUACUGGCUGGUGAAGAACUCAUGGGGGACUAGCUGGGGGGAGAACGGGUAUAUGAGGAUCGAGAGGGACGUGUCUGCGGCUGAAGGAUUAUGUGGCUUAGCCAUGGAGCCUUCCUACCCUACUAUUUGAAGUGUGUUGACUUAGGGUCCGUUUAUGACGGCUUUCUUACUGCUUUUUAGAAUAAUUUUUUAAUAUAAAAAUUUUAAUUUUUUAUUUAAAAAUUAUUUUAAGAAGCAAUAAGAAAAUCGUCCCGAACGAAGGCUUAAUUUUACGUGUCACAAAGUAC
This is a messenger RNA of Dendrobium catenatum, 1219 nucleotides long. RefSeq names its product senescence-specific cysteine protease SAG39. The coding region runs from base 43 to 1062 and encodes 339 amino acids. The transcript is spliced from 2 exons. Gene Ontology annotation, molecular function: cysteine-type endopeptidase activity. The record is from RefSeq and is a predicted model, not a curated record. Lineage: Eukaryota; Viridiplantae; Streptophyta; Magnoliopsida; Asparagales; Orchidaceae. Gene Ontology annotation, cellular component: lysosome.